This is a messenger RNA of Anopheles merus, 3282 nucleotides long. RefSeq lists its product as uncharacterized. Bases 1 to 2760 code for a protein of 919 amino acids. Gene Ontology annotation, biological process: proteolysis. Gene Ontology annotation, molecular function: metallodipeptidase activity. The transcript has 6 exons. The record is from RefSeq and is a predicted model, not a curated record. NCBI's taxonomy places the organism in Eukaryota, Metazoa, Arthropoda, Insecta, Diptera, Culicidae.
AUGACAGACACUAAUCGCAGCAAACAGAGCUAUCUGCACAAACACAACGGAAAGAUCGAUCCGCAAUCAGUGCAAUCCCCGUCGGGACAGCUCUCGACAGGCUCGAACACUACCGAACAUGGCCGUGCAGCCAGCCAUACCGGGGGUUCCCUGAAACGUAACAAUAGUCAUCAUCAGCGGUUGAAAAAAUCAAACACAAGCACCCUCGAACGAACCUCUAAUGGUGGCCCCGUGGAGUACGGAGCGGAUCGAACUGGUGGCAGCUUCAGCCAUCAUCAUCACCAGCAACAGCAACAACAGACCGGAACGACCGCUACGAGAUCCGGCGCCGGUUCCAGUCUAGCCAAGAGCUGGUCGAAAACAUCCAGCAGCAGCACCUCGCAGUCCACAUCGCAUGGUCCGGCGGAGCAAACAUCACACCCACUGGACACAGCGGCCAGCAGUGGUCGACCUCCGGGGACAAAUUUAACACCCACCGUCAAAACGGAAGCAUCGCUCAGUGACGAUUUUAAACGCUUCCACACACUACGCAACAGCUACGGCGGCAAAUCCAAUUUAAAUGUAAAUAACACCGACCAAACGAUAAAAUCGCAGGUCCUGCUUCACCAGCAAAAGCUGCGAGAGUACUCGCGACAACUUCCAGCACAGCAACAACAGCCGCACCAUGACAACGAUAGCUACUCAACCUGCUCCUCGUCUCAGUCGGACUACCAGCAUCCCCAGCAACCGCAGCAUCAUCAGCAGCAGCAGCAGCAGCAGCACCAUCGCCACAAGCAUCACACACACUAUCGUGUGCAUCACCAUCAACACCAUCAGCAGCAGCAACAGCAGCAGCAUCCCAAUGUCCAGCUGGCUCAGACCAUCUACCCCAUCUCUGCCACGGUCGCCGCAACUGCCACAUUGACACGCGCUGGCGGUGGAGGUUCGAUAUUGAAAAAUGCCAACAGCAGCACCAACCAUCAGGACCCGGUCGGCAGCCGGAACAGCCUCAAACGAGGUCCGGGUGGAUUAAGCACGCUGUCACUCUGUAGCUGCGACGCGGAAACGGAGAUAAUACCGAAUCCAUUAAGGCCAUUAUAUCAGUACAGCCUGGACAGGAGAAAUCCUCGCCAACACACCUACACGUGCGAGCAGAACGCACAGAUUCUGCUGCGACUGGAAAAGGACCGUCAGAAGAAGUUCGGCUCCAUGGGAAAGUUGCAUCUCACCACAUCAACCGGCGACUUGAGUGUAGCACCCGCAGCGAUGCAACGACACUCGAGCAUUACGGGUGCAUCCGUACCGACCUCUUCCGUUUCGACUCCCACUCCAACGCCUCCUCCACCGGCUGCUCCCACUGGGCCGGCCGGAAAAGUCAGCGGAAAUGCGUGUAAGGUGGCCGCCAACGUGCUCACAUUCGACUGCCAGCAUGGAUCGUACUCUCGGGGUGAUAAUUAUACAGAGGACGACUCGUACAGUGAAGACAUGAUACCACCUCCACCUCCGCCACUACUCAACCGACGCCCUUCCUACGGAUACGGCUGUGUGGUGCAGCAACCUGUUGCAUCCGGACCGGAACCGACACACGCAGACCAGCAGCCAAUGUAUGACCCGACCGCCCAGCCCGCCAUACCACCCGCCAACGUCGACGUGUACGGUCGUGAAGUGGACGGACUGAUUGGAACUAUGAAUCAGCCGGAUCUCUUCAACUUUGCCUCCAACACAAACGGCUCGUUGAGUGGGACACUAAAGUCAACAUUGAAAUCUGCCAAAUCGUCGACAAACGGUAAAACAACUUCCGGCUCAUUGCCCACCGAUGGCAAGUCGAAGCUGAACGACCCACUUCCCGUUAUGAUGGUGGACCUGAUGAACGGAAACGGAACGGUCGCACCACCGCUUCCGAAUGGAACUGACCCGACCGGCACGAAGCCAUAUCCGCCUUACUAUUUCGAUGAUAAUUAUCUGCAUCACCACUACUACUACCGGAACGGGGAGACCGGUGCGGAUGUGCCACUGAAGGACGCUGGGCUGGAUGCAGCGGGGCAGAUGUAUCUCUACCAUCAGCACCAUCACCAUCCGGACGCGAUCCCCGCUGGCUACAUUACCAACUACGAUGCGCUGAAUCUUCCCGCGAAGUACAACACAAUCGGAGCGAAUGGAGAUUUACCACUGGCGGGACACUUUUCCGGGCUGGCGGGAGGCGGUGUCGGUCACCAUGCAAGUUCCUGCAACAUCAAUCAGUACUCGGGCUCGACCAAAAGCAACCUCAUCGCAUCGCACAACCAUCACUUCUCCAACUCGAUCAGCAACUUCAACUUUAAUCCCUCGCAGUACUUUGGGUCGGCGCUGGACCCUCCGCCCGGGACGACCAUCAUUCCUGGCGGCGUGAUGGGAGGGGUGAUGGGUGGUGGUGAUGGCUUUCCUUCGUCCUGCAGACUUAACGGAACGCCCAACAAACAGCAGCCGCAUCCGUGGAAACAUCGUCAGUGUCCGAGUCGAGGUUCGAGCAGUACCGGUUCCGGAUCAUCAAAGUGGGAUCUUCCUUCGAGACAGUGGCUUGCGGUGACCUCCAUACUUCUGAUUGCCGGAGCAGCCGGAGUGGCCGUCCCACUCGCGCUCAAGGUUUCGUCCGGUGCGCCCCUCGAGGAGCGGAUGCAGGUCGCUAUCCAGCUGCUUGACGCAGUGCCUUUAAUCGAUGGUCACAACGAUCUACCGUGGAACAUACGGAAUUUCCUUCGCAAUCAGCUAAACGAUUUUCGCUCCACUUCAUCGUGGGAUUGAAUCGGUCCUCAUCGUCCCUAUCGAUUGAUUGAAGCUUGACUUCGAAUAUGUGAUCCAUCAUGUUGUUCGGUUCGGCCGCAUUCUCCGCAGGUUGAAACUUCCAUCAUCAUCCAUUGGUAAACGAGGCGCCAAUACGUGGAAGCCCUGUACUACACCAUAAAUGAACCACAUAAAAGGGAAGCUCACCUUUCGCGCGAUGCUAUCGUGCUAUCGGAUCCGUUCCCAUAGAAUAGUGAGCAUUCCAGAGAGUUUCAUCCUCGAAAAGUCCCCUUUAGGUUUAGCCACUAACAGUUUCAUCAAUUGUGCUCCCAUCGGAAAUCGGAAAUCGGAUCCGGUGGCAUAAUCCACAGAUCCGGCAGACAAAUCUGGUUUUGUUAAAACCCAAAAUCGGAUUGUAAUUUAGCGCCUGUUUGAAAGCUAGAACAAUGCAGUGCAUUAGUGAAUUGUUUCCUGUAAAGUGUAAAGCUGUAAAGCUUUGUGAAGUGUUAGUUUUGUGUUGAGGAGAUAAGGUAAGUAAACUAA